AUGACGCCGGGAGGAUCAAAGUUCUUCACAUGGACAAAGGGUGAUCGCAAGCAUGUCUCCUCGGGGAUGGUCCAGAUACCCGUAGAGUGCAUCGAGAUCAAAGGCAUGGGCUAUGGGCGCAACAUUCGGGGCUCGCGCAAAAGAGGCCGCAAACCACUACCCCUCAGCUUCUGCGAUACAAAGUCAGACUACAGCGCACAGUCGCAUGACUCUUUCACGUUGCAUGAGGCCGCUGUCCAAUCCGCUACGAGCCUCAUCGCAGCUAUGUCGGAAAUGCUAAAGUCACCCCACUUCAACGGCGGCCCAAGAUCAUGCGAAUUGCGUCCACCACAGGGCCGACUGCGCUCUCACACCGCCCCACCAACUCCAGCAACGCCGCUGGUGGAAGCACCAUGUCCCGAGCCCGUCGAGCUCCCUGCCACUGACUCUAUCUGGCCCUCCCGUGGACGCGGCGCAUCGAUAAUGGCGGAGACUUCUCUUGCGACCAAUGAGCGGCACAGGACGCAAGCUGGACGACCACAGAGCUCAUCACCACAAGGAUCAACGGAGCCGCCCGGAUAUGAGAACACGCAGAAUUCUGACAAUGAUCAAGGGUCGAACGUGCUACGUCCUUCCCUUGACUCAACGCUAUGCGGCAAAAGCGAUGAAUGCUUUGGGACACCAAACAGAAGUCAGGAAUCAUUGGAAUACUCGGACACGUCUGUCAAAAUCGGCACACCAAAUUGGAAAUUGCCACGAACGCCGCGUCGAGACGACAAGAAAGAGUCGCCAACAGGCUCAGCAGAGCGAAUUCCAGGCUUGCAAUCCCAAUGUGAUGCGUAUCUCGUUCCAGAAAGUCCCGGUCAAUCCAUACGCGACAUUUCCAAGGUCUCAGGAAUGUUGACACAAGUGGCAAAUAUGCGGUCUGCACACGAGGCUCAUAUCGCGACUCUGAAGGCUGCGCAUGAUCAAGAAAUCACCUCGUUUCGUGCAUACGUUGUGCUCCUUGAGCAGCAACACAGCUUAAUUCGGCUCUCUGACCCUCGACAAUCACUCUCGAUUGACACUGCACGCCAUUGUGGGAGGGCCAUAAGCGGCUCGACUGCCAGUCGUACGGGUUCCUUGCAGUCAUUAGACAGCCUGUCAAUGGAUCUAGCGGGAACCUCUCCGGAACCCGUUGCAGAGGCUGAGGCACUGAAGCGAAAACUGGAUCUGGCAAACAAGACUAAUGCCGAUCUGGGCGAGCUGCGACGUGAACGGGAUCGGCUGAAGGACUCAGACUGCCAGAAAGAGCGACGAAUCACGCAAUUGAAAGAUAUCAUUCGCAAGACCAAAGAAAACGAGCAGGCCCAAAGGACCGCCGUGAUGAGCCUUCAGGCAGAUCUGGCCGCUGCAAACAUGCAGCGAGUCGACGUGCUGACAGGACUGGAUGACGCUUACAAGGAUCUCCGUUUAUCAUACCAGCGGGAAGCACGACUGCGGGAACGUUGCGAAGAGCUGCAGAGCCAUCUAAGGGCGACUGGAUGCGUGACGUCUGCUUUGCCCAUCCAACCAAUGCAGCAAUCAGCGGAAGAGCUCGUUCGCUGUCGUGAACUCAAAGCCGACACGACUAAGCGUAAUUCUGCUGUCCCACAGGUAUGCACGAGCGAACUUGAACAGCAAAUUUCGACUACGCAGCUCGACGGCGACUUCAUAUGUGGACGUGAAGCGUGCCAGCAGACUCACGACCGGCUCGAGAUCGCAAUGACAGAUGUACAGAAUCUGCAAGCACGGCUUCUUACUUGUCAGGAGCACCUCAAGGCGGCACAAGCUGAUCGCGAGCGCUACAAUUCUCUUCUCCACAUAGAGUUGAGGCGUCAGUCGAAGAUCGCCGGCCCGAAAGAACAGGUGGCGACGCCCGAACUCCAACGAGAGAUAUCGAAGUCGCUUGCGACCAGGCUGCAAGGAACUUCCGCGUCGCCGAGCUCCACGGAGCUGCAGUCCACUCUUAAUCUUUCUGCAAAGGACCAGGCUUGGGAGCAAGAGCUGCGGCAUUGUGUGGAGGAGAUCAUUAUGUACAAGCUUGACGUUAGCGGCUACAAGAAGGAUCUAAAGCUUGCGACUGCGAAGAUUGAAUCGCUGGAGGCAGAACUUCGCGCCACAACUGCGGAAGCUCGCUCUCACGAAAAGACUCGAGAUAAUCGAGCCGAUAUGCCGCUCAAAGACGAUUCGCGGUUUCCAAUAGAACAGCAGCCAGGUCUCGGCAUAGCAUGGACGCAGCAACGAUCGGCAUCGACACCCAGCGCUCUGAGCAACUCGCAUGCUGAGAGUCCGCCCCAGCCCUCGGAGCCUCAGCCUGAACGUGAAUCGGGCUUGACAUGCAUCUCUCCGCGUCGGCAGACUACUACGCCGCUCAGCAUACAUAAACAACUACCGUUGCCUCCUCCACUCGAACGCAAGGGCCCAACUAAACAAUCCUCACCCCCUUCGACUUCGACACCCCAAAACCACGUUCAAAUCCAACGUGCCGAAACCUUGAGAUCUCUCUCUGACUCUAUCAUCAGUAGCUAUACGAAACGCGACGAGUUCCCAUUGCCAGUCGGGGUGCAGAGAAGUAGCAAAACCACAUCGACUCCCCGGCCUCCACGGACCUCGAGAGGAAGUGGUGGGCGUCCCCUUCCCAGUGGAAUAGACAGUAGGGAGAGAUUAUCGAGAGGCAAUAGUGCAGUCUUGAUGCCAAUUUCAAGAUUCUCGUCGGGUAUGCUGAAGGCUCCGAGUGCGGUUGAAAUCACUGCUGGUAGAGGUUGA
Molecule: messenger RNA, 2766 nt
Organism: Cercospora beticola
Lineage: Eukaryota; Fungi; Ascomycota; Dothideomycetes; Mycosphaerellales; Mycosphaerellaceae
Source: RefSeq, a predicted model, not a curated record